Messenger RNA from Hyaena hyaena (striped hyena), 5196 nucleotides. It is a transcript of the gene VPS53, whose product is annotated as VPS53 subunit of GARP complex. Gene Ontology annotation, biological process: retrograde transport, endosome to Golgi. Lineage: Eukaryota; Metazoa; Chordata; Mammalia; Carnivora; Hyaenidae. The record is from RefSeq and is a predicted model, not a curated record. The transcript is spliced from 22 exons. The coding region runs from base 104 to 2602 and encodes 832 amino acids. Gene Ontology annotation, cellular component: GARP complex.
CUGAAGAAAAGGAGGUUUGCCUGAGCGCUGCAAAGAGAGGGUUGUGGUUCUGCAGCUUGGGUGGCGGCUGGACGUGCGACUCAGGGUUGAGGUGGGCGGCGGGAUGAUGGAGGAGGAGGAACUGGAGUUCGUGGAGGAGCUGGAAGCCGUGCUGCAGCUCACGCCUGAUGUGCAGCUCGCCAUCGAGCAGGUGUUUCCAAGCCAGGACCCUCUAGAUCGAGCAGAUUUCAAUGCGGUGGAGUAUAUUAAUACCCUGUUCCCAACAGAGCAAUCUCUGGCAAACAUUGAUGAAGUUGUGAACAAAAUUAGACUGAAAAUACGGAGAUUGGAUGACAAUAUUCGAACUGUUGUAAGAGGUCAGACAAACGUGGGGCAGGAUGGCAGGCAAGCACUUGAAGAGGCCCAGAAGGCCAUCCAGCAGCUCUUCGGCAAAAUCAAAGACAUCAAAGACAAAGCAGAAAAAUCAGAGCAGAUGGUUAAAGAAAUCACCCGUGAUAUUAAGCAGCUAGAUCAUGCCAAACGCCACCUGACCACCUCCAUCACGACGCUGAACCACCUGCACAUGUUGGCGGGCGGUGUGGAUUCCCUCGAAGCCAUGACCAGGCGAAGACAGUACGGAGAAGUCGCUAACCUUCUUCAAGGCGUGAUGAACGUCCUGGAGCACUUCCACAAGUACAUGGGAAUUCCGCAGAUCCGGCAGCUUUCUGAGAGAGUGAAGGCCGCCCAGACUGAGUUAGGACAGCAAAUCCUGGCUGAUUUUGAAGAAGCAUUUCCUUCCCAGGGCACGAAGAGGCCGGGAGGACCCAGCAACGUCCUACGAGAUGCAUGUCUGGUUGCUAAUAUUUUGGACCCUAGAAUCAAACAGGAAAUCAUCAAAAAGUUUAUUAAACAGCAUCUGUCAGAAUACCUGGUACUUUUUCAAGAAAACCAAGAUGUUGCCUGGCUGGACAAAAUCGACAGACGCUAUGCCUGGAUUAAACGCCAGCUCGUGGACUAUGAGGAGAAAUAUGGCCGUAUGUUUCCACGUGAGUGGUACAUGACCGAGAGGAUUGCGGUAGAAUUUUGCCACGUCACCAGGACAGAACUCGCCAAGAUUAUGCGUACCAGAGCCAAGGAGAUUGAAGUGAAAUUGCUUCUUUUUGCAAUUCAGAGAACAACUAACUUUGAGGGGUUUCUUGCAAAACGCUUCUCGGGGUGUACCCUGACGGAUGGAGCUCUGAAAAAACUUGAGUCUCCGCCCCAAUCGACCAAUCCCUUCCUGGAAGAUGAACCAGCACCAGAGAUAGAGGAACUGGCGAUAGAGAAGGGAGACUUAGAUCAACCAAAGAAGCCUAAAGCCCCAGACAAUCCAUUUCAUGGCAUUGUUUCCAAGUGUUUUGAGCCUCAUCUUUAUGUGUAUAUCGAGUCCCAGGACAAAAACCUUGGAGAGCUGAUAGAUCGGUUUGUGGCCGAUUUCAAAGCCCAGGGACCACCUAAGCCCAACACUGAUGAAGGGGGUGCCGUGCUCCCCAGCUGUGCUGACCUCUUUGUCUACUACAAGAAGUGCAUGGUGCAAUGCUCUCAACUCAGUACUGGGGAGCCGAUGAUCGCUCUGACCACCAUUUUCCAGAAGUACCUCCGAGAAUAUGCGUGGAAAAUCCUCUCCGGCAAUCUGCCCAAGACCACAAGCAGCAGCGGAGGGCUGACCAUCAGCAGCCUCCUCAAGGAAAAGGAAGGCUCCGAAGUAGCCAAGUUCACUCUGGAGGAGCUCUGCCUCAUCUGCAGCAUCCUGAGCACAGCAGAGUACUGUCUGGCCACCACCCAGCAGCUAGAAGAAAAACUCAGAGAAAAAGUUGAUGUGAGUCUGACUGAACGAAUCAAUCUGACUGGAGAAAUGGAUACAUUCAGCACUGUCAUCUCUAGCAGCAUUCAGUUGUUGGUUCAGGAUCUGGAUGCUGCCUGCGACCCUGCCCUGACUGCCAUGAGCAAGAUGCAGUGGCAGAAUGUGGAGCACGUUGGGGACCAGAGCCCUUAUGUCACCUCUGUCAUUCUCCACAUUAAGCAGAAUGUCCCUAUCAUCCGUGACAACCUGGCCUCCACCCGGAAAUACUUUACUCAGUUCUGCAUCAAAUUUGCAAACUCCUUCAUUCCCAAGUUCAUCACCCACCUCUUCAAGUGCAAGCCGAUUAGCAUGGUGGGAGCAGAACAGCUGCUGCUGGACACUCAUUCCUUGAAGAUGGUCCUGCUCGAUCUGCCUUCCAUUGGCUCACAGGUGGUGAGGAAAGCACCUGCCAGUUACACUAAAAUUGUUGUGAAAGGCAUGACCCGGGCAGAAAUGAUUCUCAAGGUGGUGAUGGCCCCUCACGAACCGCUGGUGGUGUUCGUUGACAACUAUAUCAAACUCCUUACGGACUGCAACACAGAAACCUUCCAGAAGAUACUGGACAUGAAGGGCCUGAAGAGAAGCGAGCAGAGCAGCAUGCUGGAGCUCCUGCGCCAGAGGCUCCCCACGCCGCCGUCAGGCCCGGAGGGCUCGGGCUCCCUGUCCCUGCUGGCUCCGACGCCGGAGCAGGAAUCCUCGCGCAUCCGCAAACUGGAGAAACUGAUUAAAAAGAGACUGUAGGACGUGCAUGGGGCCCUUUGCCCCCUGGCCAGUGCCCCCGAGCACCCAGCUGCCUAGAAACCCCCCACCUCCCCUGCGCUCCCCUUGACUCAGAGCAGCAAUCCUGAAACCUCCUGGGACAUUUGUGUAGUUGAUGUGUCUUCCCCAUGACCUGUCUUAAUUCUCGUUCUAAUCAAAGAGCCAAACAAGGGCAGGGUGAUAAGAAGGCUUCUGAGUCGGUCUCUGAUUCUCACCUACGGCAGAGGCAGCGGCAGGUGAGAGGGCCCUGCGAUUCACUUGUCUUUCUGGGCUGCUCUCACUCGCUUUGCAGCCUCACGUCUGCAGCUGCUCCCUGAGGGCCGUGCUCCCUGUUGGGCGGCCUGGCGCCGGCGCCGGAGCUCAUGCAGCCGCACAUCACGGCUGCGGGACGUUAGCAUCGCCUUAUGCAGCCGAUGGAAACAGGUGCACUCUUCCUUCUGGAUCCUUCUCCUGGUAUGUACUGCCGUGACUAGGCCAGGUUAUCUCCGUAAUCUGCAGGCCCGUCUGUGUGUGUCACGGGAGAGAUGCCUCCCAUACGUCUCACCCAGGGAGGCCGUAUGCGCCAGGCCUCAGGAGCAGGUGCCCCUAUGUCGUGGGGCUCCUUGCCUGGCUGUGGGGGUGCACCCGUAUCCGCCCUGGAGAGAAGGCUCCGUGUGCCGUGGCCAGAUUCUUCUCUCCAUCUCUUCAUUCCCACUCUAGGCCUGACUUCUAGUGGAGGGAUUGCCUUCUGUGAAGAGAAACUAGGAGGUUUUCCUAGAAAACUUGUCCUAGGCUUUCUCCUCAGAUGAAGCUGUGGGACGGCGCAGGAGGCCUGGACCCUCUCAUCCCCUGCCUGGCCAUUUGUUUCAAACCCACAUCACUUUCCAGAAUGAUCUGAAACAACAGAGGUGAUGUGAGGUGCCAGAGCGACAUACGUUAGGAACACAAUGUCGACCUUAAACACCUGCUCAGAGCCUGCUCCGGCCCAGAACACAGGCUGACCCUCCGGCCUGGGCCCUGGCUCUCAGCCAGCUCGGCUUUGCAGAAGAGAGCCAUUCCCUAGAGCUGCCCAGUCCCCACGUCGUCCUGCGGCGCAACAACGGGCAGCAUGCCAGGUGGCCGCCCCGAUUUGCCUGCUUCGCCGGAAACCAAGCCUCAAUUAACCGUGACCGCAGCCUCCGGGCAGCCGCUGUUGGUGCCAGCGUUGUCCGGGAAUUCUGGACCCUGUGUUGACCCAGUGGAGAGAGAGCUAAGGUGGAAGGGGAAGCUCUUUACAGAGAAUGCACACCACAGGCCCUCAGGAUAAAACUGAGAUCUCAAAUAGCACUCAAAAAUGAGUUUUCAGGAGAGAGGAAGUUUCCUGAAAAUCCAUAAAACUUGUGACAGCCAUAAAGGAGGAAACAGUAAGGCUUGAAAAUCAGACCAGAAACUGAUGAUUUUUCCCCUUCUUGUUUUCCAAUACAACCGCUCUGUGCGGCGCCCCUUCCCCUCCAUCAGCCUUCUCCCAGACUCCGCCCAUCGCCGCAGCUUGAUCCCGGGCCUCACCUCUUCACCCGCAGCCAGUCUCCUGCUAGUCAGUAUGACUCGUGUGUACAGAGCGUCUCAAACUGGACGACACCAAGAAGAAACGCUGUUUUUGGCUGAGCUCUCUUAGGGAAGGACUGCUGCAGGAGGGCGGGGGAGGGGCUGGGGCCGAGCGCGGGCGGCACCCUGCCCAGGCUUCACCUUGCCGGGGCAGCCGUCCCACAGCACGCGAUGGUGGAGGUUAGCAUUCACUUCCGGCCCAUGAAAGAAGGCCAGUGGGCUCAUCUCCAAACAGCACAGGCGCUUCAGCCAUCUGUCGUCAACCUGGGGAGCCAGGAAAGCCACUGGACUCUUGCACCUGGUUCUUGUCACUCUCAGUGUUUAUAGACCCACACUCCUCUCUGGUUCGUUCCUGAGGAGUCGUUUUCUGGACAUCUCCGUAACGCAUUGAGAUGUCAAGCCGCUGUUUUCUCCCAGUUGGUGGUCACAGCCAGGGAAGUUGCUUUCUUGAUUUAUUACAUUGUCAGUAAUCUCCACGGAGCCUCCACAUGUCAGUAGGAGUUAUGUUAAAUGUCUGUUGAUGGGGUCUGAAUGCCCCGUAUGCACCCUCUAAAGGCAGCGUGUUUCUCAGCAGGGGGCACGCAUCAGAAUCACCUGGGGCCCUUUUUACAAAUACAGUUGCCUGGAGAUUCUGAGUCAGGAAGUCUGGGGUGGGGUCUGGGCAUGCAGGUCAUCGGGACGUUUACCCCCCUUGUUAGAAACCAUUGCAACAGAGCGACAUUUGCUUCAUCCAAGCAUUCCUGUUUUCAUAAAUAUUUAUUUUUCCCAGCUCUCUAAGCAAGUGUAAUUACUCUACAGGUGAGCUGGUACCAACAUGGGGAAGAUCCUCUGCUAACAUCCAGCAGCUUUAAUUUGAAGCUUGUGUUGAUGACAGGGACCAUGCCAGAAUUGUACUGUCCCAUACAGACUAAGAUUCUUGCCGUCUUGACAACUUGGCCCCACAGAGAAAUUUGAUCUAUGACUGUCACUUCUGAAUAACAUAUAUAAAGAGUACUCAUUGAUAAAAACAGUAA